Messenger RNA from Chara braunii, 2089 nucleotides. The record is from the annotation of a GenBank genome assembly. NCBI's taxonomy places the organism in Eukaryota, Viridiplantae, Streptophyta, Charophyceae, Charales, Characeae.
GACGCACGUUUAACUCAAGAAGCCUUGGGUAGCCUGAUGGGUAGGGGUUUGUGUUUGAUACCACUCGAUUGGUUGGCCCAGUUGGACCGACCGGAACUGAAUUCGAUCAAUAUUUUAGAGGGUAUUAACGCAUCUGUGUUGGGAACAUUGUCCACAAAAAUGCCUAGAAUCAGGGGAAUUGAAUCAGAGGGCUUCAAAUCCUACCUGACUCAAAGAUGGGAAACGGGGCAGUUUGCUGAUCCAAUUUCUCGGCCCCGUCCUUCAAUCCCAUCGGUUUCCAUCCAAUCAUCAGGAAGGUUGAGAGCAGAGGAUGCGCAACGUUAAGAUUGGUUCUUGGAACGUGAGAGGCCUAGGGGACACAGGCGAAAGGAAUAAACGGGGCAGGAUCAAGUUAUGGAUCCACGAAAAUGACAUUAGCUUUAUGUGCAUGCAGGAGACGAAAUUGGAUGAGGAAGGAAUUCAAAGUUUGGGAGCGUGGUGGGAUGGGCCUCAAGUUUGGGCGCCGACAAUGGGGUCAAGAGGGGGGGUGACUAUCCUAAUGCACCGUAGGUUUGAUGGUGAAAUUUUGGACUACGACGCAGAUAGCUGGGGGAAAUGGGCAUGGAUUAAGUUAUUUUCGGCAGGGGUGGAGUGGGCUGUAGUCACUGUCUAUGCUCCCGCUGAGAAAUCUGAGCGGAUGAUCUUUUAUGAGGGAUUGAURGAGGUAUUGCCAGAUACUGAGCACAUWGUGAUYGCAGGGGACUGGAAUAUUUCUAUGGAUGACAGUAACCCGCUCUUCUCCACUCGGCACGUGGGGAGGGAACUUAACUUAGUGACUGAUCUAAUUUCGGAACUGGACCUGGUGGACAUCUUCCGCCUCUCGUCCCCGGCUAACCCCGGGUACACCUGGUUUUCGGCUCAGACUUCAGCGGAUCGAAGCAUACUGCCAAAACGCUUAGAUUUCUUUUUGACCAGCAGAACGGUAUGGGAUAACAUGGUUGACGUGGCGACAAUGCCUCACUCAAUUUUCGAUCACAAUCCCAUCAUUAUGCAGUUUCUCUGGGGUGAUGGUCCAGAAAGGGGAAAAGGAAUCUUCCGCCUUAAUGAGGAAACUAUUAGGGACCUUGGAGUUCAACAGUGGGUAUCGAACCACUUGAGAACUUGGAAGAAGUACAGACCCCUAUUCCAGUCAAAAGCUGAAUGGUGGGACGCGGGGACUUAUUUUUUAAGGGAUAUGCUAAGUAUUUUCUCAAAAAUCAGGGCGCUGGAUCUGAAUAAAGAGGAAGCGGUGGCUAAGAAAGCAGUAGAAGAAGCAGAAAAUCGGGUCGCUAUCUUACCAUAUGGAUCUAGGGAGGCAACGUGUUGGGAAAGGGAAAGAGCCGUCAAACUGAAGAAGUGGGAUGUGAUCCAAGAGGAUAAGUCGAGACGCUGGGUUGAAAUCCUGAGAGUCAAGGGAAUUGUAACUGGUGACAGAAUGGUCAAGCCCACAUUUCAACGCCUUCUGCCCAGAUUCUCUCAGCAGGAAAUGAAAACCUUGAGCCACCCUUUUGAUGAGAAUGCCCCAGUGGCCAAUUCCUCGAUGGCCAUGUGUCAGUACGCAGAGUUGUAUUAUCAUGAUAUCCUAACAUCACGCAGGAAUUGUGCGAAAAUCAUUAGAGGUCAGUCAGAUAUGACAGAUCUGUGGGAGGUUGUGGAAGCCCGUUUACCACUAGAGGGGAGGCUAGACUUGGAUAGGCCAGUAACGAAGUUAGAAGUGCGUCAGGCUUUAAAAUCAAUGGCCAAGGGGAAGGUCCCCGGUUCUGACGGACUGUCGGUGGAAUGUUAUGAUAAAUUUUGGCCCGAUAUGAAGGACUCCCUGUUAGAAUUUUAUAACAAUAUUCUAACAGUGAACGUGGGAGUGAAGGCUGCCAUAGCCACCACGUCAUUUGGUGGAGUGCAGGGAAGGUGCUGCCUGCACAGCACGGCUGCGGCAACUGUUUUUGCUAUGGUGCACGGGAAGCUCUGUCCGUUUUGCACGGCAGCGGCAGGUCUUCCGCGAGCGGUGUAGGGGAGGCUUUGCCCUUUUUGCACGGCGGCGGCAGUGUAAUUUUGCUAGUGCUGCGGAAGCGCU